AUGCAAGCAAAUCUGCCACUGGUAGAAGGUUCAAUCGGCUAUAAGGCGUAUAUCUCGCCUUUAUCGUUAAGUUUCUCAUGUUAUUUGUUUAAUGUCACGAAUCCCGACGAAAUAAUGCGCGGAGAAAAGCCGAAUCUGGUCGAACAUGGACCUUACGUAUACAACGAGAACUUCCAAAGAUAUGUGCAAGAAAUAGACGAGGAAAUGGACGAAAUAACAUACGUUACAAGAACAAUGUACACUUUCAACAAGGAAAAAAGCGUGAAAGAAUCUAGUCGCGAUAAAGUCACGAUACUAAAUCCGUUAUACGUGGGCUUCGUGAACGCGCUAUCGGGCCUACCUCCAAAUUUUAUGCAACAAUACGGAAAUCACUUGCCCAAAUUAUUUCCAAAUCGCAGUAGUAUAUUUAUGAAGGCUCGCGGCACCGACAUACUCUUCAACGGAGUAAAGGUAACAUGCAACAGAGUCAAGUAUCCUGACUUGAAGCUCAUAUGCAUGCAGUUGGCGAGUAGUAAACGGCCACCGGUCUUACGAGCGACCGACGAAGACGAUGUCUAUCUGUUCAGUUUGUUCCAAAAGACAAACGAUACCAUCCGUGGGCCAUACACCGUUAACAGAGGUUUCAAAAAUCUAAGUCUACUCGGCGACACAACUUCUUUCAUGGGAGAAAGAGAGCAAGAACUAUGGCCAGAACCGUGUAAUAAAGUCCAAGGGAGAGACAGCAUCACUUGGGCGCCAUUGCUGAAACGAUUAUCUUACGUUACAAUGUUUUCGCCGGAUCUAUGCAGGAGUAUAGAAGCUGAUUACGACAGGGAUGUUACUAUACAUGGCAUGAUAGGAUGGAAAUAUACCGUGCAGGAACGCGUGUGGUAUCUGAACAAUUCGCAGUGUUACUGUCCAAUAAAGAAUGAUUCAGUAAAAUGCCUGCAAGAGGGCUUGUACGAUGCGACCGAAUGCCAGCAGUCCAUCGUCUAUUAUCUUGCGAUCUCCGUGAUUUAUACUUUGCAGAAAGCACCUAUAAUAGUUUCGGAACCGCAUUUUCUUCACGGUGACCCGAAACUUCUCGCAUAUGCCGGCGGUUUGAAACCUGUCGAAGAACUUCAUUCGAUGUAUGUUGUCAUCGAACCAUACACUGGAUUUCCCCUCGAGGGUGUGAAGAAGUCACAACUGAACGUGGAGUUGGUUAAACAACCGCUCGAUCUUCUCGCGAACGUCAGCGAAGGCACUUUUCCUCUGGUGUGGUUCUCGAGUGGAACCACGUCAACGUUUAAAGUAGCAUCGCAAGCGUAUCAAACAAUCCGGCUGUUAAAUCUCUUUCACUUUCUGCAACUGAUGCCCUUGAUAGUAGGGAUUUACAUGGUUCUGGUCGGUCUACUUUUGUACAAUGGGACGUGGGGCAAAGUGGAAUCGACGGAGACCACAGGCGAACCGAUAUUAAUAUCGUCGAACUCGCAAUUGUACGACAGAUCCCGUGGGCCUUCGCGACGGCCCGUACACGUGUUCGAGAGAUUUCAACGCGUGUACCCUUCCUCGUAG
Megalopta genalis is the source of this 1536-nucleotide messenger RNA. Lineage: Eukaryota; Metazoa; Arthropoda; Insecta; Hymenoptera; Halictidae. The record is from RefSeq and is a predicted model, not a curated record.